AUCUAAUACGUUGGGUUGCGCUGGUUUUCGUUGGAAAUGAACUACGUCUGCUCAUUUGCCAGAAACUAGACUACGAUACUGUACUGUAAAGGUAACAAACACACUGACUUUAUCUCUGCCUAGUAGUUCAAUUUCAAUAUUUACAAAUCACUUGGUCUCCUCUAGCUGCAUAUUUCAUGUCACUGAGAGCAUCAAGCAAGCUAAGCUAUCCGUCCUUCUGGCCACUUGGUAGAUAGCUGCUUUAUUUCCGCAAUUUCAAUGUCCUAGUUGUCUCGAUCGGUCGACAAGCUAGCCUCCAUUUUGUCGCGGGUGCAUUCUCCACUUUGUAUGGCUCAGCAAUUUAGGUUCCAUAACCCAGCGUGAAACCGAGGGCCAACGAGAUGACACAGGAAACCAGCGCGGUUCCGUAGCUGAAGAGCUCGUCUUCGUCCUCGUCUUCAUCACCGUUGUACACAGCCGGGGACAUGGAGACACCCAAGCUAGUUCCCUGCGGCAACGCAAAGGCAGGGGUGUUUCCAUGCACUGGCAGCUGAGAGACAUCAUCUCGAUCUUUUCCGACCGAUGCCGUCGACUUGAACGCUGGGCGUGAAGACCUCGGAUCCAGCUUCUUGGCAGUGAAGGCCACUGCCCUACUCGUCAACGCGAGUAUCAGGACCACAUAGAACCAAGCCUUCAUUCUCGUUCGGAUUGGCGCUCUCCGUAUCAGUGGGGUGUCGUCUGGCCAAGAGGCUCGAAUCUACUACCUGGUACGCUAAACUCACUCGUCGCCUCCACUGUUCUCCGCACCGUCUUAAUAAUACACAAUGAAUCUAUUACAACAACAAGCUACCCUACAACAGGUUUCCAAGACCUUCGAUUGUCUCUUUCAAUCUCUUAUUCAAGUGUUGUCUCCGCUACGCUGGUGGCGACCACUCGAUAGUGGCGCCUCGAUUUUGCGAGCGGUAAGCGGUACUUGCUGACGUCUGGUCGUGGUUUGAUGUCCAGUCAAGACUGCAUCAGUCAUCUCUGCCUCUCCGGGUUCCUUUGCUGAAAGAGGCACCAGCUACUGUACGGCUGUACAAGCCACCGUUCCAAUAGAUCCAAGAUGGGCAAAACAGCACAUAGUGGCCUAUGGUAAUGCGCUAUUUCGUUUCAUCAACCACAUGUUCCAAUCCAUACAGUACCAGUACCGUAGCCGGAAACGAUUUCAGUAUUUGCAAUCCAAGAGGUCAGUGAUGCAGCCGGGACACCUAGCUCGCAGGUUCCUUCGGGGUGUACCCACUUUGUUUCCUGGCCUGGUCUAUGUGAGAACGGUUGGAGCGACUCACUCUGGAGCAGGCUCAAGCAACGGGGGUAACCUGACCACGCCAUUUCCAAUCUUAGUGAACCAAAUCAUUCAAAGCACGUCGUACGCAGCCGCGAAAUGGGUUACAGGGUGGCUCCGAUUUGAUUCUCCACUUACAUGUACCUGCGUACCGGUACGGCACCGACACUCGACAUCGAGCCAAUGCUGGACUCUACGUACCGGUAUGGCACGGGAAAGUUUGCCUUAGCCUUCCCCCCCUCCAUUGAUCCGCAGCUUUCUUUCUUCCUCUGGCCCCCCUGGGCAUACAUGUAAUAAUAUUAUUGCCCGGUGUCAGUUUUAAAGCCGCAGAGUGGUUCAUUUCCCUUGAACGCGCGUUUCCUCCCUUCUUUGUCGAUGACGUGGCACCGCGAUCCUUGUUGAUUGCACUUCAACAAUGCAGCGGCUGCCAAAGCUUGGCAGAAAGCACGGUAUCCAAGAGAACCACCAACUUCUACGUGCGUCUCGGUCCGUCUCAUCUCAACAGCUCUCACUUGUCUGGACCAAAGGAUCACAAUCAACAAUCCAUCAAUACCAUGAAGUUCGUAUCUGCUUGCACCCUUGCCCUUGUGGCUUCGGCCUCUGCCUUCGCUCCUUCCUCCUCGGUCAGCCGCUCCACCGAGUUGAACGCUGUGAAGGAUGACUUGGCGUUCCUUGGAAAGGCCGCCCUUGCUGGUGCCGUUGCUGUUGGCAUUGCCGCCGCUCCUGCCCAAGCCAUCACCAAGGCACAGCUUAACGAGCUUUCCUACCUUCAGGUUAAGGGAACUGGUCUUGCCAACAGAUGCCCUGAGGUUAUCGGCGAGGACUCCAUCUCCCCCAAGUCUGGACAGAAGCUUGUUGACAUGUGCAUCGAGCCAAAGGCCUUCGCUGUUGAGGAAGAAAUUGGAAAAGCUGGACGUACCGAGAAGAAGUUCGUUAACUCCAAGGUCAUGACUCGUCAGACUUACACCCUUGAUGGAAUUGAGGGAAACAUUGAUAUCUCUGGAGGAAACAUUGUUUUCAGCGAGAAGGAAGGUAUUGAUUACGCCGCCACCACUGUCCAACUUCCAGGAGGUGAACGUGUUCCAUUCCUUUUCACUGUCAAGGACCUUGUUGCCAAGGGAAGCGGCAGCGCCUUCAAGCCAGGAUUCCAGAUGGGAGGAGAAUUCUCCACUCCUUCUUACCGCACAGGUCUUUUCCUUGACCCCAAGGGACGUGGUGGAACAACCGGAUACGAUAUGGCUGUUGCUCUUCCAGGUCUUCAAUCUGGAGAAGAGGGUGAUGAUGAACUUUUCGCCGAAAACAACAAGGUGUUUGACAUCACAUCAGGACGUAUCGAGAUGGAAGUCAACAAGGUUAACUCCGCCGAACAAGAAAUCGGAGGAGUUUACGUUGCCACUCAAUUGUCUGAUACCGAUAUGGGAUCCAAGGUCCCAAAGAAGGUCCUCACCAAGGGAAUUUUCUACGCCCGAGUUGAGUAAAUACGUUUUGCUAGUGCAGCAAGACAAGCUACCUUCUUUCGGAUUUGAAUCACACAUAGUGCUCUCCAACCUAUAGACUAAAUUUCAUCUGAUUGGGACGGCUGUACGAAUAGUUUUGUAACCCUUUCAAUAGCCACAGCAUUGGAGAACCUAUUCAAUAGCCACAGCUUAGUCACGUUGUCCCAAUUCUUAAGGCUAAGGCCGGUUGCGCUUGCAGGAUUCGAAUGAAUGUUUUCUAAUAGUUGGUGCUCAUUUUGAUGUUUUGCGGCAGCAAGAAGCCAUAUCUUAAGUUUGAGAAUGUCACGUUGAUAUCCGUGGAAGGAAUGGGUGAUGUCAGCAGUGACAGUGACUAAAAGAUCCGUUUGUAGCUACGGUAUCUUUACUUCCUCUCCCUCUUUACAACUCAGUUUUGCACUUCCAGAGACAUCCCCACAACAACGUAUCGUUAUGUACCUUCCAAGGUGUGGAACUGUACCUCCGUGUACGAUUAACAAACAAGAGCAGAGACGUAAUAAAUGUAGAUUUAGCAGCUAUUACAUGUACAAGGAGACAC
Molecule: messenger RNA, 3334 nt
Organism: Seminavis robusta
Lineage: Eukaryota; Bacillariophyta; Bacillariophyceae; Naviculales; Naviculaceae
Source: the annotation of a GenBank genome assembly